CUCUGGCAGCAGUGUCUUGUGUGGCUUUAAGUAAAUUUAGUAGUUCACUCAAUAUCUCUCCUCUGGCCACAACGUACCGGUUUAGCUGCCGGGUCUGUCUGGGCUCUGAGCUCUUGGUGAGGCUCAGCAAGUGAAGGAAAACUUUGCCCGAAUUCAAGCCUGCAUUUCGGAGCUCCGCUCGCUCCCGGCUGAAGGCUGCUUCCCACAGGGGGGGAACGGAGUGGUGCAAGCUGUGCAGGAUGGAUUGCAGCAGUUCAAGCAGUACAGCAGGCACACAGCAGCAGGAGGCUCCACAAACAGCUCUGUUGAGAUCACAAUUCUGACCAGCCAGCCCAGCCGAGAAAUGGUAAAGCAGCUGGAAAAGAAGCUACAGGACGUAGAUCUGGUGAGCCUGCGAAGAAUACAGGUCAUUGAGGUUCUGAAGAGAGAUUUCCUGGAGCCUGAGGACGUGGAGCAGUGUGUGCCAGCAGAGGAGCCCAGCACUGAUAUGGCAAUCCUGGGAAUGGACAUCGAGGUGCAAACUGUAGAGGACAACGUCAUCAGCCUGGAGAUGCUGUUUAAAACGUGGCUCCAUGACCAUGGCACGGAGAGGGAACAGCUCCAUCUCCUCCUUCCCUCAGGAGGCUUUGGCCACGCUGCUGUACCCAAGAACACCUUAAGUAUUUCAUUUUCUCUCCCCUCUGCUCCCCUUCAAAGAGAUCCUGAAUCCCUCAGCCUUAAAAAGUUACCCAGGAUUGUCCAAGGGGCACCUUCCCUCCCAUUUAGAGAGCCAGUGUGCCUGAAGUGCGAUCUGCAGGAGAGGCUGCUGGACCCAGCCCUGCUUUCAGGGACACCUGAUGGCCCUGGGAGAGCAGCAGAUCCCAGCUCUCCCUGGCACGUGGCAGCCUGGCCAUCCACAGCUCUGCACAAACUCCGCGUGCUCAAGGCUCUGAAGUCUGAAGGGGUCUGUGAGUCUGUACUCUACGGGCUGCCCUUCAUCAUCAAACCCACGAGCUGCUGGCAGCUGGACUGGGAUGAACUGGAGACAAACCAGCACAGCUUCCAUGCUUUGUGUCACAGCCUCCUGAGAAGGAAGUGGAUGCUCCUGGCCAGGCGUGAGCCCCAGAACACUGGGCCAAACUGGAACGUGGUGGUGCAUCCCUAUUAUGUCGUCGUCCCCUCCGACUCUGCCACUCUCCUGGUGAAAGCAGUGGCCAUCAGAGAGCUCCUGCUGCCAUCAGCCUUCCCAGCCCUCCUGGCUGAGCACCCCGAGCGAGUCAGGGGCCCCAUCGAGAGCGCCCUGAACAACUUGGAAGUGGAAGUCGCUUACAACCCCUUGCAUCUGAAGAGCAACCUCUACAAACACCUGAAGAGUUCCUUGUACAAACCUCCGCACCGGCAGCAGCCCCAGCCCCGGGAACAGCGCCUGGAGCGGCACCAGCCCAGGCAGCCUCAGAGCAGAGCCAAAGCUGCAGUGGCUCCCCUGCUGAUGGCUCCCUCUCCCCUCCAAACGUUCAGACCAGCAGCAGCAGCCAGGAGAGGCUCCUGCGAGGGCUCCCUGCUCCGCAAGGAGUUCGAGGAGUUCCUGCAGUGAGCACCAGGACCUGCCCGUGGGCUGCCACAGGUCCUGGCUCAGCAGCUGGCCGGAUGUGGUCAGGCAAGACACCGAGCUUGGCCUUGGUCAGACAGGCACUUCCCAUCGUUUGUUCCUCCUUGUUGUUGUUUCACGGUUGUGUUCGUCACCGAGCCAGUUCUGCAGGAAGUUUGCUGCUCGGGGACCCUCUGUCCAGAGACCCAGCUGUCCCCUGCAGCAGCACCAGCACCACGUAUUUCCUGUUCUUGCCAGCACACGUCACCAGCCUGCCUCAAAUUUGGCUUUCUGAGACUGGGCUAGCACAGGCCACACAUCACAGAUGAGCAGGAGCAGAAGAGCUGCAGGCAGGGCAGGGAGGAAAUCAGACAAGGCAGGCAGUCGUGCUGAGCUGCCCUCAUCCCACUGCAGCAGGUUCAGUGGGGUGGUUGAAUAGGAAUGAAACAGGGCUCUUGGAUUUAAUCUUAAAGCCUGGAGUUCUGCUCUCCCAGAUGAUUUGGUUGCUUCCAAGAUUGGCCUCGCUGUCCAACGCCCCAGGUCAUGACGGGGGUUGUAGCAAAUGCCAAGUCAGAGCAAUUCCAGAGGAUUCCUGCCCAGAUGUCAGCCUGUUUUCCAGUGCAGGUGUAGGGCAGGCGCCCCUGGCACGGCAGGAGCCAAGCGCAGCUUGACCAAGCCGAGGUGGGGUGGUCUCACUUGAGCCCCUGAUGCCAAGCACCAGCAGAGUUUGUGUUCUACCUACCUGGUUCUGAAAAGCUGUUUCAAAAUAAAAUUAUAUCCCAUGUGGUUUCUGACAUGUCCAGCACUGCUAUCCCACCACUGACCUCAGCAUCCUGGGAAACAGCUGCAGGUGAGCAAGGGCAUGAGGCAAGCACCACAAUCCCAUCAGAGCCAUCCCUUCUCCCUGGGAUCCCAGCUCUGACAGGCCCAAAGGCAGGGGCUGGCUCUUCCCAUGCCCUGGCAGCUCAUCAGGCAGCUGCUGGGGCAAGACAUAAGGGCAGGUACCAUGGGAAACAGGGCAGACACCCCUGCAGGCACAGGGAUCCUUGGGUGCAGGACAGAGCCAAGGGCAGGAAUGAACACACAA
Molecule: messenger RNA, 2654 nt
Organism: Hirundo rustica (Barn swallow)
Lineage: Eukaryota; Metazoa; Chordata; Aves; Passeriformes; Hirundinidae
Gene: M1AP
Product: meiosis 1 associated protein
Exons: 9
Coding region: 344-1573 (409 amino acids)
Biological process (GO): spermatogenesis; male meiosis chromosome separation; meiosis I
Source: RefSeq, a predicted model, not a curated record